GUUCCUUCCAUUUUUCCUAAUCAUUUCCAUUUUUCUAUGGAUUACUUUCUUUCAACCGUAUCUCUCGUUCUCUCCAUUUCCUCAUUUUCCUCCUCAGUGUAUCAAAGUAAUGCCCGGAGAUGUACGGACUGUACUGCGUGACAGCGAGAUUCCUCAGCCGCUUCAUAUUCCGCACAAAGGGCCGGACUCCGAAGACGGCAAGUCCGGAAUAUACGUCUCGCGUAGGGAAGUCAAGGUCUUUCCCACGCUAGGCAUGAGGGAGCGGUUUGUCAGGGCCCUGCUGCCCGAGCUCGCAGACCCGGAUUGCAUCCUUUUCUGGGACCCUCUAGUGGAAUCGAGUGCCUCUUUAGUUAAAGUAUCUCUAAUUGUACGGGGUCGCCGACCUAAUUGUACGGGGUCCGCACAGACCCCCGGAAUUCCGCCACACCUGUGGCAGGCUGAGGCUCGGCCAAAAAAAAAAUCCAGAGCAAAAAGAUCGGUUUGAGCGUUUGGGGAUAAUGUGUAUUGUGGCCUUGGGGAUCUAUCGCAAGGAAAUCAG
This is a messenger RNA of Parathielavia appendiculata, 538 nucleotides long. RefSeq lists its product as uncharacterized. Bases 110 to 484 code for a protein of 124 amino acids. The transcript has a single exon. Lineage: Eukaryota; Fungi; Ascomycota; Sordariomycetes; Sordariales; Chaetomiaceae. The record is from RefSeq and is a predicted model, not a curated record.